This is a messenger RNA of Alosa alosa (allis shad), 1521 nucleotides long. RefSeq names its product creatine kinase U-type, mitochondrial-like. Gene Ontology annotation, molecular function: creatine kinase activity. Bases 79 to 1320 code for a protein of 413 amino acids. Gene Ontology annotation, biological process: phosphocreatine biosynthetic process. Gene Ontology annotation, cellular component: mitochondrion. NCBI's taxonomy places the organism in Eukaryota, Metazoa, Chordata, Actinopteri, Clupeiformes, Clupeidae. The record is from RefSeq and is a predicted model, not a curated record. The transcript has 10 exons.
GGAUAAGUUGGUUGUCAUUGCCAGAGGAGUGGAGUCUUUGGUGGAAUAAUCUACCUUUCCUUGAAAAAAUAGCUGAAAAUGGCAGGCGUUUUCUCUAGGGUUCUGUCCUCUUGGACAAACAUUAUGUCUGUGAUAGGAGUAGGAACUGUUGCCACAGGCUUACUGUUGAACCAGUAUCAGGUCAGCGCAGGGACAGGGGUCAGAAAGCUCUAUCCUCCCAGUGCAGAGUACCCUGAUUUGCGAAAACAUCAGAAUUGCAUGGCCAGUCACCUCACGCCAGCUAUGUAUGCCAAACUAUGUGACAAAAGAACACCCGGAGGCUACACUCUUGAUCAAGCCAUCCAGACUGGAGUGGACAACCCAGGACAUCCUUUCAUCAAGACCGUGGGCUGUGUAGCAGGCGAUGAGGAGUCAUAUGAGGUGUUUGCUGACCUGUUUGAUCCUGUGAUCAAGGAGAGGCAUAAUGGUUAUGACCCACGCACAAUGACACACACUACAGACCUGGAUGCAAGCAAGAUCCGCUCGGGCGUUUUUGACGAGCGCUACGUUCUGUCAUCCCGUGUGCGGACGGGCCGUUGCAUCCGAGGCCUGAGCUUGCCGCCUGCGUGCACCCGAGCGGAGAGACGAGAGGUGGAGAGGGUGGUGGUGGAUGCACUCAACGGCCUGAGAGGGGAGAUGGCUGGCCAGUACUUCAGCCUCGCCAACAUGACUGAUCAGGAGCAGCAGCAGCUCAUUGAUGAUCACUUCCUGUUUGAUAAGCCAGUCUCACCUCUGCUGACGUGCGCUGGGAUGGCUCGUGAUUGGCCAGACGCAAGAGGUAUUUGGCACAACCAUCAAAAGACCUUCCUUGUGUGGGUCAACGAGGAGGAUCACACUCGUGUCAUCUCCAUGGAGAAAGGAGGCAACAUGAAGAGAGUGUUUGAACGCUUCUGCCAUGGUCUGCUAGAGGUGGAGAGGCUGAUCAAGGAGAAAGGCUGGGAGUUCAUGUGGAACAAAAGGCUUGGCUACAUCCUCACUUGCCCAUCCAACCUGGGCACUGGCCUCAGGGCUGGUGUGCACGUCAACCUGCCCCGCCUGGCCAAGGACCCACGAUUUAACCAGAUCCUGGACAGCCUGAGACUGCAGAAGAGAGGCACGGGCGGUGUGGACAGCGCUACCACAGGAACCACAUUUGACAUCUCUAACCUGGACCGACUGGGCAGAUCUGAGGUUCAGCUGGUACAGAGCGUGAUCGACGGAGUGAACUACCUGAUUGAGUGCGAGAAGAGGUUGGAGAGGGGACAGAGCAUCACCAUCCCUGCCCCCACAGUGCGCAAGUAGUACACUAGCAGCACUUAAGCUCCAUCAGCACCAUCCAGAAGCAUCUCAAGAGCCAUCACUAGUCCUCUCAACUGGAAUUAAUUUGGUUGUGUCCACUAAACAUUAGCAACAAAGCAAAAAAACAUCUCCCACUCAUUCACCAGAGCAAAAAUGACAAGGAUGUUGAAAAGAGCAAGUUUAAUUACAAAUGUAAGAAUUCAA